AUGUCUUUUCACGAGCGAAAGAACAAGAAGCGAAAAACGGCGCACAAUGGCCAACAGGACAGAACCUCAUUCAAGCCAUCCGCCUGCUUCACUCCCACACCCGGCGGCAGAGACUGGACAGUAUCAGUAGCCAUGCCAACCAGCAUUCUCACAAACCUAGCAACUGCCGACCAACGCAUGUCCAUCCCAGGGCGAAUCGCCCGCGCUCUCGCCGUAUUCUCCGUAGACGAGGUUGUCGUGUUCGACGACUCCCCCGUCUCUUCUCGCCCACGACAGACAGACACGGCUGGGUACACAGGCGACACCGACCCAGCCCACUUCCUCACACACAUUCUCUCUUUCCUGGAGGCACCGCCGUUUAUGCGCAAGGGCCUCUUCCCGCUGCAUCCUAACCUGCGCUUGACGGCCCUUCUGCCCAGUCUAGACAUGCCGCAUCACCCUAAUCCCAAGGAAUGGAUCUCCUACCGCGAAGGCGUUACGAUCGCCGGAAAAACUAGCACGGGGAACGGCACCCUCGUAGAAGUAGGGCUCGAUGAGCCUGUCGAAAUUGAAGAGGAUAUCCCGCCCAAGACUCGUGUUACGCUACUAUUUCCCGAGGACCAGUCGCAGUACCCGCAAUGCGUUGAUCCUCAAGCGCCUAGGACAGAAGGAGGAUAUUACUGGGGUUAUACAGUGCGGAAAUGCCCUUCAUUAAGUUCGGUAUUCACGGAGAGUCCCUUUGAGAAUGGGUACGAUGUCAGCAUUGGUACGUCGGAGAGAGGAACACCAAUUUCCAAGACGUUUUCAUCAUCUAAACCUCUGGACUUUAAGCACUUGCUUAUUGUGUUUGGUGGGCCGCGUGGACUGGAGUUUGCGUCUAUGAAUGACGAGGAAUUGGCGAAGAUGGAGAUUCAGGGUGGCAAGACAAAGGAGCUGUUUGAUCAUUGGGUCAAUGUGCUGCCUGGGCAGGGUAGCAGGACGAUUAGGACGGAGGAGGCAUUGUUCAUUGCGUUGACAGCAUUGAGGGGAUUAUGGGAUAGUAGCUAG
Molecule: messenger RNA, 1026 nt
Organism: Pochonia chlamydosporia 170
Lineage: Eukaryota; Fungi; Ascomycota; Sordariomycetes; Hypocreales; Clavicipitaceae
Product: deoxyribose-phosphate aldolase
Exons: 3
Coding region: 1-1026 (341 amino acids)
Source: RefSeq, a predicted model, not a curated record